Messenger RNA from Drosophila willistoni, 1356 nucleotides. Its product is annotated as protein masquerade. The transcript is spliced from 4 exons. The record is from RefSeq and is a predicted model, not a curated record. Lineage: Eukaryota; Metazoa; Arthropoda; Insecta; Diptera; Drosophilidae. Bases 181 to 1356 code for a protein of 391 amino acids.
GCUGCUUUUCCCUAAAAAGUCAUCGUUAACAUCUUAAGCAAUUGCCCUUCUAGACGGUGUCCCAGUGCGUAAUUCUACGCAUGCCACGUGCUCUUCACUAAGCUGCUGCUGACCGAACCUAGAAAAGCCGCCAAGAUAGACAAUCAAAGUGCCAGACAGACAGACAAUCCCGCUGCGGGAAUGCGCUUUGUUGGCAUCCUGCCCUGUACCCUACAGUGGCAGCAGCAGCCUUCGGCGCCGCCUCCUUCAGUGUCAACUGGUAAAGCUCCCAAGCUGAUUAGCUACGGCAAUGCGGCUCGUUCGAGCGGACAACCAUAUCCCGCAAUGUCUUCCAUCAACGAAACCAAUUGCUGCAACGAUGGAAGCAAUCAAAUGACGACAACGCCUGCUAGUUGUUGUCAGGAGUGUCGAUGCUGUAAGCAGAGCUAUGAGCAUUUGCCUGUACCUCGGCUGCAGCAUCAGCAGCCACCACCGCCGUUGCCUCAAUAUCGACAGCACAAGCAACAGCAACAGGUCAACUGUAUAACGACUCUUCAACAGACGACAACAACAACACAAAAGAUGCAGCAGUUGCCUGGGGGCAAUCUCAACUGUUUGGCCAUGCCGGAAACAACAACAACACGAACAACGUACAUGAGCAAUGUGCCACCGCAUCAUUGUCAUCCCCGUUGCAAUGGACAAGACAACAUCAACAUUAGGAACAGCAACAGCAGUAAAAGUAACAGCAGCCACAUGUCAGCACCUGCACCUGCACCUGCAAUGACCUGCCAGGGUCAAGGAACACCAAUGUUUUUUCUACCCUUUACGUUGCCAACUUUACCGCAAUCUUCGAGCGAUGAUACAAAAACUCUGAUCUAUUCCAAAAAUGUACCGCCACCGCCUCAACCGCCACAGCCGCCGGCACCUUUAACUCUGGCCUGCCAGUAUCAACAAGUACCAGUUCAGGUUCAGCCGCUAAUACCACCGCCGCCUAUGCCUCAAAUGCUUGUAUCCUGUCAAUUGCCAACCACAGAAGCAGUUUCACCACCACCAGCACCACAAUUGACGACGGAUGGACGUGUGCUAUCACUGAAAUCGGUGGCUUCUCAUGCCAUCAGUGCAUAUCAGAAGAAUGGCAAAUUGCCCAGAAACCUGCCCGCAUUGCGUGCCAUGGAAAUGGCUCUACGUACCAACUCCUUUGCAAUAACAACAACGGCAGCAACAUCAACAGAAGCAGCCGGAUCAGGAGGAGCAACAGCAUGCACAAGAGGUGAACUGGACAUGGAAGACAGCAGCGAUUCGGAAAUGGAGUACAUGCCGCCAUUGCAUACUGGAGUAGCUAGGAAAACCAAGGCAGAUGCCGGCAUACCGAUGUAA